Messenger RNA from Paramuricea clavata, 1566 nucleotides. NCBI's taxonomy places the organism in Eukaryota, Metazoa, Cnidaria, Anthozoa, Malacalcyonacea, Plexauridae. The record is from the annotation of a GenBank genome assembly.
AUGUUGGAAGAAAUAAUCGUUUGUUUCUUGUCAUUGUUUUCUGCCUUAACUUUGGAUGCGCCACGACUUCAUUCUCGAGAAAUUAACGACCAUGAACGUCUAUCAGAGCAAUGUGCACGUUAUACACGGAAGGAUAACAUUCACGGAGAGUAUGUCUCGUUUGAGGAAGAGAAUUUACCAUCAGAAACAGAGAAUGUACAAAUAGGGUAUGAACUGCGAAACAAGCCUACUUAUAUCCAGUCGUUACUCAGAAGUUUGAAGACGAACCUUAUCAUAACCUUAACUGUACUGCCUUUAGUACUUAUAGGGAUGGCUCUUAUAUAUUUUGAUUUAAGAACAGUUGAUUUAUGUUCUGAUUGGAAGAAUAAAAACUACACCCUAUCAUUUGAAGCUAGGAGAAUAAGAUUAAUCGGCAAAGGAGUUGAGAGCAUGAUACUGUAUCUCUCGUUUCCCUUCACUUUGAUUGUUCUAUUUGGUUGGAGAGAAUUUAAGCGUCAUUAUUCCUCGACAGUCUUAGUAGGCCAACUGGCUGGUUUAUUUAACACAUUGUAUUUAAGUUUUUUACUCCUAUAUGGUGCUGACAAUACGGAUACAAUUAAAACGGACUACGUUCCAGCACUAACAUUUGCUGUCGCUCUUUUGUGGGGAUUUGCGAUUCCAAUGCGUAAAAUUCGACAAAAUCAUCCAACUGUAUCCUACUCGGGUCUCCAUAUUUUCACAGUGGUUGCAGUGCCUUAUAUGAGCACCUUUGCAAUGGCAAUGUUUUACAGAUACGCGGUUCUGAAAUGGUUUAAUUCCCUCGGUAAUGUAUUGUAUAGAUUCAUAUUGGCUAUGUUGACACCGACCUUAGCACUGGUGCCGACUGCUGUAUGUAGGCACAUGGCAUUAUGGCGUACUUCAGAGAUUAUCGAACCAGGACGUAGCUUUGUUCUGGUUUAUUUCAUACGGGCUUCCUUCAUUACUUUGUAUCGUAUCAUGCAAGCAAACUUUGGGAACAUCUGGUUGUUUGUCGGGCUAUCUCUUCUAUCUGGUGUUUCGAGUUUGCUUAAAACAGCGACUGCUGGUAUUCGUGCGAAAGUAUGGGCGCGAGUUAUCACGUUUCUGAACAGAACAUGCUGUACAAGACUUCACCAUUUGCCUGGAAAUACACCACAUCAUAGGCGGCUGAAAGCAGACACCGAGAUACAAAAUAUACUUUUUGAGAACAACUCACUGAUUCUAAGCCAAUCGUACAUCGUUUUAUAUACCAUUACAAAUUUUCAGCUCUCUGAUUGGUCUGUCGUGAAGUCAUCUUUAAUCAGGAUUGCUAUCGGAUUGGGGAUUGAAUUCGUGUUCAACUUUUUGUCUACUUUUGUUCGCAUGCAUUGGCAUGAUAUUCCAAUAGAGCGAGUGUGGUCAAAACACUGGAAACGACACGUGUUUGCUAACGGAAUCGUUGUUGCAACUUUAGUAUGCUAUUGUACCAGACCUUUACUCACAGUAUUUGAAAAUCGUUUUCAUGAUACCUCUGUUUCAGGGAAUGUUACCAUUAGAAAUUGUACUCUGCCUUAUGAAAGCUGGCGUUAA